Messenger RNA from Wallemia mellicola CBS 633.66, 1125 nucleotides. RefSeq lists its product as hypothetical. Lineage: Eukaryota; Fungi; Basidiomycota; Wallemiomycetes; Wallemiales; Wallemiaceae. The record is from RefSeq and is a predicted model, not a curated record. Gene Ontology annotation, cellular component: Prp19 complex; U2-type catalytic step 1 spliceosome; U2-type catalytic step 2 spliceosome. Bases 12 to 1058 code for a protein of 348 amino acids. Gene Ontology annotation, molecular function: pre-mRNA binding; U6 snRNA binding; metal ion binding. The transcript has 5 exons.
AAACCGCAACGAUGAGCACAUCUCAGCCAAAAGCAAAAAGGUUAGUACAGCCUGCUAGAAGGCAAGUAGAACCUGGACAAUUGAAAAAGCCUGAAAUUGCACAAACUGGUUUUACUUAUAACAUUUGGUAUAACAAAUGGGCUGGUGGUGAUUAUGAGGAUUCAACGAAUACUAAAGAACAUGCUCAGACGAGGUUGGAUCUCACGAAAGAUUCAGGAUAUACAAGAGCAGAUGCUAGUGGCGCGAAAACUUACUGUCUCUUCUUCGCUAGAGGAUGUUGUCCACUUGGCGCACAAUGUCAAUAUCUGCAUAGAUUGCCACGCCCCCAAAACAUUUUACAUGACUUAUCAAGGGACGUUUUUGGAAGAGAGAAGCACGCGAGUUACAGGGAUGAUAUGAGCGGCGUUGGUAGUUUCAGCAGACAGAAUACAACACUUUAUAUCGGUAGAAUGGCAGAAUACGGUGAAGGUAGAGGUGAGAACCAGUUGAUAAAGCACUUUGGUGAAUUCGGUGAAAUUGAGAAGGUGCGGGUGUUGCACGGUAGAGGAUGUGGAUUCGUCAAGUUUAAAAACGAAUGCAACGCUCAAUUUGCUAAAGAAGCCAUGGGAAGUCAAUCACUCGAUGAAGGAGAAACGCUCAACGUUAGAUGGGCUACUGAGGAUCCAAAGGCAGAUGCCAUCGAUGAAGAUCGCAAAAGAGCCGCAGAAGAAGGAACUGAAAAAGUUACGAAGAGGUUGGCGAUGGACACAGAGCUUAUUCACGCCACAAGACAGAUGGAAGCUCUCCAAAAUGGUUUACCACCACCUCCUCCUGUGGAAUAUAUUACAAAUGGACAAGAAGAGGACGAUGAACAGGAUGACGCAGACGAAGUAACACCUGUUCAGGGCCACCAGCAUAGUCAGCAACCGCAAGACAAAGGCCUUCUAUCGGGUACAUCAAUACAGGCAAUAAACAAACUCGCACAGUUGCGCGCAUCCAAACCAACGGCGGUCGCCGUGGCGAGCAAACCAACUAAUGGUUUAGGGGGUUUAGCGGGGUACGGCAGCGAUUCAGAUUAAUUAAGUAUUAUUAUUGUCAUAGUAUUUUAUUGUAUGUUUAAUAUUCUAGAUGUAGGACAAAAUUUUC